AUGAAGUUCCUGGCCCUUCUCCCCCUCGCCGCCGCCGUGGCCACGGUGCCGCAGUCCGUCUCCUAUGACGGCCACAAGGUGUUUCGUGUGCCCGUCACCGACGACGGCAGCUUCCUGCGCUCCCUCAUCGCCAAGCUCGACGUGUCGACCUGGCAGCCUCCCUCCAAAAAGGGCGCCUUUGCCGACAUCCACGUGCCGCCGCACGCCCUGAAGCCGUUUGAGCAGGCGCUCCAGGGCCACGAGGUCGUCACUAUGCACGAGGACCUCGGCGAGUCGAUCCGCAACGAGGGUGCGUACCAAGUAUACGCCGCCGGUGCUCCCAACAGCACCUGGUUCAACUCGUACCACGCCUACGCCGACCACCUACAGUACCUCAACGACCUGGCGUCGCAGUACUCCAAGAACGCCAAGGUCGUCACGUCCGGCAACUCGCUGCAGGGCAACCCCAUCACCGGCCUCCACAUCUUUGGCAGCUCCGGCGGCGGCAAGAAGCCCGCCGUCGUACUCCAUGGCACCGUUCACGCCCGCGAAUGGAUCGCUAGCAUGGUCAUCGAGUAUUUUAUCAACGAGCUCGUCAGCAAGUAUGGCUCUGACCAGAAGAUUACUUCCUUUGUUGACAAGUACGACUUUUACCUGUUCCCCAUUGUCAACGUAGAUGGCUUCAAGUACACGCAGACGUCCAACCGCAUGUGGCGCAAGAACCGUCAGACCACUUCGGGCAGCAACUGCCUCGGCCACGACAUCAACCGCAACUGGCCGUACAAGUGGGACGUUCCCGGCGGUGCCUCGACCAACCCCUGCGCCGAGGACUUCCGCGGCGUCAGCGCCGGCGACGCCCCUGAGACCAAGGCCCUCUCGGCCUUUUUGCAAAAGACCAAGAACGCGCAAGGUCUGAAGCUGUACAUUGACUACCACUCCUACUCGCAGCUCUUCAUGACGCCGUACGGAUACUCGUGCAACGCUCAUCCCGCCAACAACAACGAGCUGCAGUCCCUCGCCAAGGGCGCCGUCGACGCCAUCUACGCCGUGCACGGCACCCAGUUCGACUACGGCCCCAUCUGCACAACCAUCUACCCCGCCACCGGCAGCAGCGUCGACUACGUCGCCGACGUGGUCAAGGGCGACUACACUUUUACCUCGGAGCUCCGCGACACGGGCCGCUACGGCUUCGUGCUGCCCCCAGACCAGAUCCGCCCCAGCGGCGAGGAAGCCUUUGCUGGACUUGCCUCCCUGCUCACCAACAUGAGAUAA
Akanthomyces muscarius is the source of this 1251-nucleotide messenger RNA. RefSeq lists its product as uncharacterized. Lineage: Eukaryota; Fungi; Ascomycota; Sordariomycetes; Hypocreales; Cordycipitaceae. Gene Ontology annotation, biological process: proteolysis. The transcript is spliced from 5 exons. Gene Ontology annotation, molecular function: metallocarboxypeptidase activity; zinc ion binding. The record is from RefSeq and is a predicted model, not a curated record. Bases 1 to 1251 code for a protein of 416 amino acids.